Messenger RNA from Porites lobata, 2847 nucleotides. The record is from the annotation of a GenBank genome assembly. NCBI's taxonomy places the organism in Eukaryota, Metazoa, Cnidaria, Anthozoa, Scleractinia, Poritidae.
AUGAGAAAAGUUGGCAUUAGCUUCACACCAUGUGUCCUAUUCCUAUCAUUGAAUCUGGUCCAUCUCCAGGCUCUUUUUAACGCAAGUGAUGUGCUGGUUUCGACAGUAACAAAUUUUUCAUCGUUUGUAUCAAACCCAACAGCCACUCCUCACACGGCAACGUCUCACGUGUUAACCUCCCAAACGCCGGAUCCAGUUUCUCGAUGCAAAGAGAAAUUUUCCUGCUGGAAUAAAUGCGAGAACCGUUCUACCCAGUGGGAUGAGAUAGACAGCCAAGAAAAAAGUGAAGAACACUGCUAUUGCGAUCAAGCUUGCCUCACGUAUCAUGACUGCUGUUCUGAUUACACACGUUACUGUCAGCCCUUAAGUCCAGUACCUCAAGGAAUGGAUAAUGCAAAUUAUAUCUCCAGCAAGAUAUCCACUGAGAAAAAAGUUGCUACAGGUGUUUUCAUGAUAUCAACUUGUGCAGCGGGUUGGCAAGACAAAGAAGUGCGUUCGAAAUGUUUGUCAGGGGCAAACGCCACGAAUCGCACAUUCACGUCGGCGAACGUCUUAGAAGGCAUUCCAGUGACAUUUUUUGACCCUCUUAGACAAGGAAUCCAUUAUAGAAAUAUGUAUUGUGGUAUUUGCAAUAACGUGAUAAAGUUCUUGCUCAUAUUUUGGGAGCUAAAAUUUCGAUGCAAUAUAAAACCACCCCAGGGCUUCAACAACACUCAAACAUUGGACUACAUGCUUAAGUACUGUCCAACAAGAGUCGUUUUACCACCUGAACAAUUUAAAGUUCGAAAUUGCUUACCAAUUGUAUCUUCAUGCUCCAUAGAGAAGCAAACUCAGCACAAAGAUGGUUGUUUGAAGAGUACAAGUGGAGUUGUCUUUGAAGGGGAGGCCUUGAAGAAUUACAAGAACUAUUAUUGUGUGCAUUGCAAUGGGUUAUCAAUGACAAACGCAAGCUGCGGCCCUCAAGAACCAUACCUUAUCUUUGAACCUAAAUCAUUCGAAAUAGUCAUGAAAUUUGAACCUUUGACCACUAACCAACUAAAAAUUAAGCGUACGAAAGUCAUCUCGACCUGUCCACAAGACAAGGUUUACGACCCACAUCUGGAAACCUGCAGGAUUGGUUACGUUCCUAAUCCUUUACACGCAAUUCGCGACAAGUAUCGCGUGAAGUUUUGGAUGCAUCCUUUGGAUGGUCAAAUGAGACCUGUUACACCUGACCAAUUUAGUAUCGCUUUCUGCAAAACUUUUGCACUAGAUCCAUCACAAAUCGACGAAAUUGUAUUUGCCUCUGAGGAUAAUUCCAAAGCGGUAGCUUUCAAUUUGUACGCAGGGGCUUCUUCCAGAAUAAAUAACUUGACACAUACGCCUUACAAAGACAACAUGGAUGUGUCUGUUUUGUUCAGUUUCAACGAAUCCUUUGAGAUCAACAUUAAUAACAAAACAUGGGAGGUCAUUCGCGUCACUGAAAGACAACUAGCCUGCGUGGAAUCAGUGGAAUACUCUCCUGGAGAGUUUACACUUUUACCAACAGGUCAGGCCGAAAUAAACAAAACAGGGCAAACUUUGCCUUUAAACCGCCUUUUUGUUGUUAACGACGGUAGCAACAAUACAAGUCUCUUCGUGUGCAAAUCAAAGUUUACUGUUCAAUGUUCAUUUCUGCUAUUGCCAUUACGCAGUUAUGAGUACACCAUAUUUGCCAACAAAACCUUACUACACAUCAUUACUGGAAGAGUUUACUCUACGGGAGAGUACGAUGUGAAUGGAAAAAUAGUUAUGAUUUGCACUAACUACACUAAUUACCAAGUGAAUUACACCAACACUUCCACCCGGAUUAUAGAACCUGACAUAACUGCCAUGACAGAAUCCCGUUUUCUGUGGUACUUUACCGUCGUUGGCCUUUUAGUGUCCGUUUUUGCACUGGUCCUAACUAUAGUGAUCCACUCCAUUUUCGUUGAAAUGCGAAGGCCUUUGCCAGGAAAAAAUCUCAUGAGUUUGUGCUUGGCCCUCACCCUUGCUCAGUUCACGUGGAUGUUAGGCACCGGAGACACCGAUAAACCAACCUUUUGUACCGCAGUGGCGGCCGUCAUCCAUUACCUUUUCCUGGUAUCAUUUGCAUGCAUGGCCAUCAUAGCCUUCGACACUCGACGUACAUUCUCCAGUCAGAUUUCUAGAGCUCCAGGGAUCUCAAUUGGUGGUCAGAAGAAGAAUAUUCGUUUUUUGAAGUACACCUGCCUUUCCUGGGGCUUACCUAUGUUGUUUGUAGGUGGAUGCGUUCUUCUUGAUCAUUUCCAAGUGGUGUUUAUCGGAUAUGGCAAUGAAGACGUUUGCUGGCUCGGCAGUAGCGAUGGCAAGAUCAUUGUUUUUGCUGUUCCCAUUGCCUCUGUUCUUCUGUACAACAUUGGAGCGUUUUCCCAUACCAUAUGGGCCAUCAACAGUGCCAGAAAGCAAACAACCCGAGUGAAAUCUGCCGUUCAAGAUCAAAAGGCCAUCCUUAAAAUAUACCUGCGCCUGGUCACACUCAUGGGCUUCACUUGGCUUUUCAGCUUCGGCGCCGAGCUCAUACACAAAGCGCUGAUAUAUCCUUUCGUAGUUCUCACAACUACACAAGGGCUAUUCAUAUUCGUGGCCUUUGUCUGCAAGGCCCGAGUGCUAAAGCUGAUAAGAGAUUCGUUUUCAAGAUCCAGAGAAGUUGCCCCUACUCCUCAAAUUGCCAUCGCAGAUCGCAGGAACGUCAUACAACUACGGCCAAUACAGACACCAGAAGCUAAAGCAUUGGAAUUGGUCUCUACUCCACAAAGCGCAAAUACGCAUCGCAGCAGCGUACAACUACGGGCAAUACAGACAUUAUAA